AUCUUUUACCCAAUGGUGUAUGGUGAAGCUUUGACACUAUAUUACAGCUCCCCAAUGAUCGAAACAUGACAACAUAACAUCCUCAUACCACGCUUAUCAGCACCAACAUAAAAGAGGAGAGUGGCGUAGGAGGUAGAGGGAGAGAGAUGGACAAGGUGGAGAUGGGCAUAGAGGAGCAGCAUGAGAUGGUGGCCAAGGCCUUUGUGAACCACUACUACCACCUAUUCGACACCAAUCGCGCUGCCCUUGCCACUCUCUACCACCACACCUCCAUGCUGUCUUUUGAGGGUCAGAAAUUUUUGGGUGUCGAGGACAUUGGGCGGAAGCUCACACAACUCCCUUUUGAGCAGUGCAAGCAUUUUAUCUCCACCAUCGAUAGCCAGCUCUCACCAUUCGGUGGUGGCAUUCUUGUGUUUGUCAGUGGUAAUCUCCAGCUAUCGGGGGAGGAGCACCAGCUUAAGUUCAGCCAGAUGUUUCAGUUGAUCCCUCUGCCGCAUGGGAGCUUUUGCGUGCAAAAUGACAUUUUCCGCCUUAACUAUGGUUGAUUGCUCAUGAUCCUGGAGGAACAAACAAAUGAGACAGCCAGAGUGGUGGUGUGCACACCAUUUUAAUUGUCCAGUCUCAUAUUUUACCAAAUGGAACCAAUCAUUCAUAUGGCGUACGUGGCUAUCAGAUUUGUUUGUUAUUUGAUGUUUGAAAUUAACGAAGUUUGGUUACUUUAAGAUUUAAUUUUUCUUU
This is a messenger RNA of Elaeis guineensis (African oil palm), 738 nucleotides long. RefSeq names its product nuclear transport factor 2B. Gene Ontology annotation, biological process: nucleocytoplasmic transport. The record is from RefSeq and is a predicted model, not a curated record. NCBI's taxonomy places the organism in Eukaryota, Viridiplantae, Streptophyta, Magnoliopsida, Arecales, Arecaceae.